This is a messenger RNA of Beta vulgaris subsp. vulgaris (sugar beet), 1197 nucleotides long. RefSeq lists its product as uncharacterized. Gene Ontology annotation, molecular function: nucleic acid binding. Lineage: Eukaryota; Viridiplantae; Streptophyta; Magnoliopsida; Caryophyllales; Amaranthaceae. The record is from RefSeq and is a predicted model, not a curated record. The transcript has 3 exons. Bases 1 to 1197 code for a protein of 398 amino acids.
AUGCAGAAGUAUCUCAGUAAAGUAAGGAGCAUGACAGCUGGAUUGCAGAGCUUUGAGAUCAAAUUAGUGCCAAGAACAGAAAACAUGGCAGCUGACGCCCUGUCAAAGCUAGCUAGCUCGAGCGUUAGUGACAAAAAGCGAAGUGUCAUGGUGGAAAUUGUGAGGGAACGAAGCAUAGAUACUCCAGCACUAGACGUCAACACCAUAGACCAGAGCCCGGAAUGGUAUGACGUCAUUGUAGCCUAUAAGCUGAUAGGUACCCUCCCGGAGGAACAGAUCGCGGCCAAAAAACUGAAGAGGGACUCGUCUUGGUAUUGCAUAUUUCAAGGCCAAUUGUACAAGAAAGGGUUCUCACUCCCACUACUAAGGUGUGUAACGGCCCAUGAGGCCACGAAGAUAAUAGAGGAGAUUCAUGAAGGAAUCUGCGGGAAUCAUAUCGGUGGAAUAAUGCUGGCACUAAAAGCAUUAAGAGCAGGCUUCUACUGGCCAAGUAUGUUGGCAGACGCCCAGUGGGGGAUGGCUAUAAUAGGACCUUUCACACCGGCAUCUGAAGGAAGGAAGUUCCUAAUUGUGGGUAUUGACUACUUCACGAAAUGGAUUGAGGCAAAACCAACUGCGAAGAUAACGGCCAAACAGAGCAACGGACAAGCAGAAGCUGCUAACAAGCAGAUCCUCCAUGCACUAAAAAAGAGGCUGGAUGAGCUAAAGGGAGCAUGGGCCGACAUGGUUCCAGCCGUGCUAUGGUCCAAUAGGACCACGGAAAAGGAAGCCACCGGCGAAACUCCGUUCCGGCUAGCUUUCGGAGCAGAAGCAGUGCUGCCGGUAGAAGUGGGACUGCCUAAUUGGCGAAUCUUAAACUACGAACCAGAUCUGAAUGGACAGCUACACAAAGAAGACCUAGAUCUUCUCCCAGAAGUCAGGCUGGUAGCAGAACUAAAGUCUGCAGCAUACAAGGACAGGAUAAGCAAGGCCUACAAGCGUGUGCGAAGUCGGCCUAUUUCAAAAGGAGACUUCGUACUUAGACGAACAACAGCAACUGGGAAGGCGCAUGUGGACGGUAAACUCACCGCUAAUUGGGAGGGUCCAUACUUGGUCAAGGAAGAAAUCGUGCCCGGAUCUUACUGGUUGGAAGACAUGUCGGGUAAGCUGCUGAAAAAUAGCUGGAACGCUAGUGUCCUCAAAAGAUACUAUGUGUAG